AUGGUCAGUCAGGCAGGUACGGAGUCCAGGAGGUACAGAGUGGCAGGCAGGUUCGAGGUCCAGGCAGGCAGAAUGGUCAGUCAGGCAGGUACGGAGUCCAGGAGGUACAGAGUGGCAGGCAGGUUCGAGGUCCAGGCAGGCAGAAUGGUCAGUCAGGCAGGUACGGAGUCCAGGAGGUACAGAGUGGCAGGCAGGUUCGAGGUCCAGGCAGGCAGAAUGGUCAGUCAGGCAGGUAUGGAGUCCAGGAGGUACAGAGUGGCAGACAGGUUCGAGGUCCAGGCAGGCAGAAUGAGGCUGAAGAAGAAGAAGACGACAAUCAAGAAGAACACCCUCAACCCUUACUACAACGAGUCCUUCAGCUUUGAAGUGCCAUUCGAGCAAAUCCAGAAAGUUCAAGUUGUUGUAACCGUUCUGGACUAUGACAAGAUCGGCAAGAACGAUGCCAUCGGCAAGGUCUUUGUGGGCCUCAACAGCUCGGGGACGGAGCUGCGCCACUGGUCGGAUAUGCUGGCCAACCCCAGGAGACCCAUCGCCCAGUGGCACGUGCUGAAGGUGGAGGAGGAGGUGGACGCUCAGCUCUCCACAAAAAAAUAGGCAGGGCCCUUAGAGCACCUUCCCCAUAGUGCUCUUUAGCCAGUAUGUGUAAAUACCUCAGUGAUAUAUGAGUCCAUCCACCGUCAAACCAAUCCAGCCAACACCCAUCCUUCCCACCAACUCCAUACUACUUGUCUUACCGCCUUCUUUUGUAAUUGUCAAUGGUUCUUUCAAACCCCUAGGCCCUGUCGUUCAGUUUUGUGUUUCUAUUUGUCAGGUUGGGAGUCCCCGCCCCUGACUAUGUUGUCCAUCUCUGCACCCUGAUUCCCCUUAACCAAAUUCCCCCUUCUUUUAAGCAAUAUGAUCUGUAUAGAUAGCGCAUGACUGAAAGGCAUUUAUUGUACCACAGUUGUAUAUAUCAGUCUGCAGGCAAAAAUGAUUUCUAGUUUAUGUUGGUAUGUUGUUACCCGUUUCCUAAUCGAUGUAUAUCUGGAUGUUUUUAAUAAGAUGUUCUAUUUUAAAUGAUGUAAAUGCAGAUAUAGGAGAGACGAUAUUAUAUAUUACAGGAUAAAACAUUUUGACCUUAUUGCAUUCCAGAGGAAGAAGAAAGCAAUUCCACCCUGUAAGAUGCUAAUGGAAGUAUAGUCACAUUGUAAAAGACGGUGUCUGGCUUUAUGUUUACUAAUGAACCAUUGCAGAAAAAAAGUUGAAAUACACAGAAAACUAGGCCGUUAACUACUAUGGUUUCAUGGAAAAAUAUAUGCUGCUGGAUAGUAUACAAGCACAUGGUUUCUUAUACACCUUUUUAUACACAUUUCUCCAUCAGAGGACCUACUUGUUUUGCUUGAAACACAAUGUUCUGGAGAUCUCUCAAAUCGAUGCAAACCGGUUAGCCUUUUUCCUUUUCCUUAAGCAGGGCAUCACCUUGUGACACAGUCAGUUACUUCGAAGUGAAAUAGGUCCUCAUUUGAAAGGCCAUCUUUUCAUUAAAUGAUUGACUUUUUACAGACCGGUCCUCUUAAACCCAAAUGACUAUUCCGCCAAACCCCCCUCGGAAACUGAUCCCGUAUGAAAUAGAAUCAAGCAGUAGCCAUUGUGUCCUUAAGCUUGUUGAACAAUAUAUACUUUCAAUAGCCUUGUUGUUGGAAACGGAUUAUGUUCAGGACAUUGGAGUCUCAAGGUCUCCAUAGAUGGAACAAAGAGUUUUGACUCUAAGCUUUUAGAUUACUAUUUUUUAGAUAAAUUCAGCUGAUUUUUUUGUAAACUGCAUGAUUUUUGAAACAAUAUUUGCUAAAGGCUGGGAUGGGGGGGGGGGGGAUCUACCAACACCAUGGGGCUGUCUCUUAUGAUAACAUCCCUUGCCUUCAAUCUAUUUCAUCCAGAUUAAAGCUGAAGUGAGUGAUUUGAUGGGUCAGUAUAUGAUUAUUAUAUUGACUGGAAGUAAAGUGAGUUUCUAAACACUGCCAUGUUCAGGGAGGUGGCACAUGUAGAGUAACCUUCUCUCCAUGCACACUCCCACUAGGUAGUGGUCGUAGCUUUGGUUUAUCGGGAACAAUGUAUUUGGCUGCACAAGGUGCCCUAAAUAGCAGCUUUGUGUUGCCUUCUCACAGUGGCAAUAGAGCCAUGUUAUACUGCCAAUCUUACUUUCUGUACGGCUACUGUUUUGCACUGUAUGACUUUGAACCGGCAAUGGCUUGUUGACUUCUUUACACUAUGUUGACGGUCCUUAUUUAAGGAUGCUCAAUGCGCAGGGGAGCUUCUGGUUCUUGGUAUUUACUUAAAGGAACAGUACAUGAAAGCAACAACCAUAUAACUGUAUCUCUUCGUUGAGUAAACCGUAGUUGGCCAGUUUUCUAUUGUUGGCUCUCAGUACAACACCAAGAGAACAAUGGGAUAUAAACAAUGACUCUAAAAGUUAAUGGUCUGCAUAGGGGAUAAUAUUUGUUUAUAUGUCCUUUACUACGGGCCCAAUAAGAGGAAUAAGUAAGACGCUUGAAUCCAUGAAAUCCGUGAAGUCUCUUAUCUUGGAGGAACCUCCAUGCAUAUACUGGAUGCUAGCUUCAGGAGUCGUUUCUAAGUGUUUUCAAUGUUAUUGUGUAGUUGAUAGCACUAUUAUGAAAAAGCUAUUUGUCAUUCCAUGGGCGUCUCUGAGGACAGCUUUGUGUGUCACUGUGACUGCCGUGCGUGCUUAGAGGUGUAGACUUUAUCAAUAGCGACAAGUUUGUUCUGUAGUGACGUUGUACUGCCAUUUCCCUUCCACAUGCUGAGAGAGUGCAUGGCAUCGUCAGUGCUUAUAACUGUGCAGCGGCUGGUUGGUUGAUUGACAGGGCUACACACAGGAGUUCUAGAACGUUUUAUGGGAGAGCGAGAGUGGUGGGAUUCACACAGCAUUUCGUUGAGCACUGUGCAAUACUUGUAUGUUCAUCCCAUAGUGUUGUGUGGGUUGUGUUUGCCCGAGAAAAAAAAAUGAAUAUUUAAAGUUGAAAGACUCCUAUCAAGUGAGACGUAUUCCUCUCCAGUGAGAUGGUUAGGACACAGCACAUAUAGCUUCGGUGGUGGUUGGAGCCUGACAUCUAAAAUCCUUCUGUUAAGGGUUCCCUCCUAUCCAGUUCGUUUUUUCUCGCACACAGAUUCGGCUUCAGAAGUUUCAGGACAUAGUGGGAUUGGGAAAUACCUAAAUGUGACGCACGCACACACACAGAAACAUUUAAAUGACCCCUCACCCUCUGAAAGUACAUAUGUACAUAUUUUCGUCAUUUUCCAAAAAGUAAUUUAUUUAGCAUAUUGAAAUGGUCAUGAUUAUUACCGAAACGUAUCACAUCUUGUCAUGACAACUUCAUCCAUCAUUGUAUCAACCUGAUAUACUAUACUAUAUCUAAUUAUGAUUCUUUUUUUAUGAAUAAGUUAUGUUUACAACCCUGUUGAAAAUACUUUUAUAUUUGAAAUGAAAACUCUGAAUGUGCAGUUUGUGUGUUUUUUGUGGUGAUUAACUCUGAGAUUAGUAGUUUUUGCAAAAAAAUGUUGAUUUGUGUGUGUUUUAAUUUAUGUAUUUAAAUACCCUUUUGGGUAGACCUUCCCCGGAUAAACUAUACAUUCCAGAAACAUUGAACAUACAUUUAAUCACAGCAGAAUGUGCCCUAAUGAAUUACAUUCCCUCUUGAACUAUAUAUUUUUUCAUUUAACAUAUUUAUUAUGCAUCCUUUAAAUCAUGAAUUACAACAACAACAAAAAACACUUGUUUAAAUCAAACAAGGAUCCAACGUAGGCUCGGUAUUUGAAUGGAAGGAGCAGAUCCACAAGGGUACGACUAAAUCACUAAAGAAAGGCUGUAAUCGGUAUUUAAAGGGGAAGGAAAUCAGAAUGCUUCAACAAAGGAAAGGGAAAGCGUCGAAUUCUUGAGGGGCGGGACACUACAGUAAGAGGCAGCAUUACAGGAUCAGAUUGUGAGGUGUGUAACUUACUGUACUACAAGAAAAGCCACUAGCUGCAAUGUAAUGCUACUCUUACUGGUCCCCCCUACUAAAUCAUGGAAGCAAAACCCCUCACAUCCUAUUCAAGAAAAGCCCAUACAUCUCACUGUGUGACCAGAAACAUAUAAGAUUCUCUAAAAUGACGACAACAAAAAGCCACUCUAACCUUUCAAGACGAAGCUGUGUAGAGUAUUAGAGUCUGAUGCUGUAGAAAGAUCCUAGUUGCCUUUGUGUAUAUCAACUGCCUGCUUGAGUAUUUCUGUGUUGACAUUUUCUCUGUAAUCUUGUACAACUGUUUGGGCUGUUUUUCCUGCCAUAUCGCUCGCGGUGACAGCGAGCUGACAGUUACUGUAUAUUGCUGUGUAUACCUUCAUUUUUUAUGAGGUGUUUUACAGUUUUGUUUCACUUUGUGUAGUGAUUCACUCUGUGGAGUUUUUUUUGACUGUUGUUAUAUAACUUCAUAUACACAAAUGAUCAAUAAAAAUGUUUUAUUUCCUGUUGAUACA
This is a messenger RNA of Oncorhynchus gorbuscha (pink salmon), 4510 nucleotides long. Its product is annotated as synaptotagmin-1-like. The transcript has 3 exons. Gene Ontology annotation, molecular function: calcium ion binding; phosphatidylserine binding; clathrin binding. Gene Ontology annotation, cellular component: axon; synaptic vesicle membrane; dense core granule. NCBI's taxonomy places the organism in Eukaryota, Metazoa, Chordata, Actinopteri, Salmoniformes, Salmonidae. Bases 1 to 594 code for a protein of 197 amino acids. The record is from RefSeq and is a predicted model, not a curated record. Gene Ontology annotation, biological process: regulation of calcium ion-dependent exocytosis; regulation of dopamine secretion; cellular response to calcium ion.